AUGGAGUUAGAAAGAAGUCAAUGUGAAAAGUACCGCAAGUUUGCUACAGAGAGAUUGCAAAAUGAUUAUGAGCAAAUCAUCAAAGUAAUAAAUAAGAUUAUGGAUGAAGUGAAAGAAUAUGAAGCUUUACUACUUUUCAUUAAUAAAGCUAAGUCACUGGAUCCUAAUCAACCGCUAAAGAUGCAAAUAAGUAUUGGUAAAAAUGUUUUUUGCGAAACUGUUAUUGAUAAAUGGGAUCACAUUAUCGUAAGGCUAAGCGAUGAUGUGUUUGCGGAAUUAACCAUGAAAAGAGCAGAAGAAUUUGUUCCCAAGAAAAUUGCAUUAUUAAAUGAACGUGUUACCUUUCAUGAAAACCAAGCCUAUUCAAUACGUGCAAGAAUUCAUUUGAUAUUAUCUUCAGUGAAACAGCUUGAAAGUUUAUAA
This is a messenger RNA of Thelazia callipaeda (thelaziosis nematode), 423 nucleotides long. The record is from the annotation of a GenBank genome assembly. NCBI's taxonomy places the organism in Eukaryota, Metazoa, Nematoda, Chromadorea, Rhabditida, Thelaziidae.